This is a messenger RNA of Topomyia yanbarensis, 2050 nucleotides long. RefSeq names its product zinc finger protein 287-like. NCBI's taxonomy places the organism in Eukaryota, Metazoa, Arthropoda, Insecta, Diptera, Culicidae. Gene Ontology annotation, cellular component: nucleus. The record is from RefSeq and is a predicted model, not a curated record. The transcript has 2 exons. Gene Ontology annotation, molecular function: zinc ion binding. Bases 120 to 2012 code for a protein of 630 amino acids. Gene Ontology annotation, biological process: regulation of gene expression.
GCAACAUAAACAAGCAAUUUUGUACCAGUCUUAAUUUAUUUUGUUCCGCGAUUAUCAUUCAAGUUUAUAAGAGUAAAAAUCGUUUUUUUGUGUUUCGUGUUGUGCAUAACGAUUUCGGAAUGCAAAAGAAACCCACCCGCCGGGACUGCUUCAUUCCGGGAUGCCUAUCGCAGAUGGGUCAAGUGGUGUUUAUGAGUGCAUACAAAUCGGAUGGCCUGCAGAGCUGGUGGAGCGAAACAGCUUGGGCACAGAAACGCAAAAAUAAACAGAUCCCCAAAAAUUCACGAGUUUGCGAAAAGCAUUUCGAAGAGAAGUACAUUGAUCGUAGUUACAAAAUGCCUCGUUUGUUUCCGGAAGCGUGGCCCACAAUGCAUGUCGAAUCGCCGAAGCCCGAGGAGCUAAUAGGUAGACCAAAGGCCGAGAGAAGCGGUGGUGUUAAGCUGGAAACAAAUCCUCGAAUUUACUGUAGGUUGUGUGGUAGAAAGGACAAGCGCCCGUUGGAGAACCAGCUGGAUCAGUUGAAGGAUGGGGAGGCAUUUUUAAAAUAUUGUCUGGGACAGUACUACACGAAAGACUAUUUUCCGCAGGGAAUUUGUGAGAAUUGUAUGGAAACAGCAGAGUAUGUGUUGAAUUUUGUAAAGCAAUGCGAGCAGACGCAGCACCGUCUUGAAAGGAUUUUUGUUCCCCGAGAAUCGCUAAAAGUAGAAACACCUUACGAGCUUCUGGAGAAUAUAAGUUUGAAACAGGAGAAAGAAGAGGAUUCGGAAUACGUUGAUGAACCGCCGGAAAGUCCAAAGGCACUCAAUGUUAAACCGGAAACAUUCAUUUUGACGGAAAACGGAUCUGAAGAUGAGGAUUAUAUGGCCGCGGAAGAUGAACGGGCCGUAUCGUCAGACUCAGUACAAUCUGAUGAAGAGAUUAAACCUAAUGUUGCUACCGAUGAUUCUAGUACCACUGCACUGAAAGCGUCUCGCUCCAGAGUGAGUUAUGACAGCGAUUCGGGAAGCGACACCGAUGAUAAAUAUUCACUGAAGCGUAAAUAUAAGAAUAAGCCUGGGCCAAAACCCAGAAAAGCAAAAGAAAACUCGGAGAUUAUUGAUGAGCUUCCUGCUUCCGAUCAGGAAAGCGACUCGGGAAAACCAAUACGUCAACCUAAACAGAAACGGGAGAGAUCGUCAACCGGAGCAGGUGAAACAAGCAGAAUUUGUCCAAUCUGUGGGAAGAUCCUUGUACACAAGGGUAAUUUCACAUCUCAUCUGAAAAUCCACAGCGACAAGAAGGACUAUGUAUGCAACAUCUGCGGAAAACAGUAUUACAUCCGACGGGAGUUACAGAUGCACAUCGAAUCGUUGCACGAGAAGAAAACUUUUGUAUGUAACAUUUGCGGAAUCAAAUGUGCCUGGCGAAAGGGUCUCCAGAGACAUAUGAAGAACAAACAUUCGGACGAAAGUUCGCUCAAGCAUAAGUGCACGUACUGUGGAAAGGCAUUUCUUCUACCGAAUCAGCUAAGACUGCAUAUUAUGAAGCACACUGGCGAUAGGAUUACUUGCGACAUUUGCGGCGCUGGCUAUAGAUUCAACUAUAUGCUGACACAACAUAAAAUACGUGAGCACGGCAUGGAGUUCAAAGGCGUUAAACUAUAUAAAACCAGUAGCCGAUCACGUAAAAAUAACGAAUCAAAACAAGCAACGGCAGCUGGUUCUGCAGUUGCUGCGGCUAUUGCCACCAUUACUGAACCGCAGUCUAGCUCAGCACCUCCGAGCUCUGUGGUUCAGAUAGUUGACUCGAAUCACGACUCAUUGCUGUCAUCAGAAUCAUCUCAAUCGCAUCAUAUUCAACAACAGCAGCAGCAGCAACCACCACAACAGUCAGCGCUACAUCAUCAACAGUUGCAGCAGUAUCACCACGUUGCGGCCGCGCAAUUAGAGCGAAUUCACUAUCCGCCUGGGUUCAUCUAUCCGAGCGGGGGAACCCCAGCAAUGAUGCUUCCCCCAGGCGGAUACAGCGGAUAGGAAAUGCGCGGUAAGCGAAAUCCAAUUCAUUUUAUUUG